AUGGCAUUCAACAUGAGCUCCGUUCCUGAUUACGAUGACCUUCCUAAAGUUGAGGGUAUGCCAAAGGGCUGUGCCUGGGGUGUCUUUGACCAAGACGGAAAGAAAGAUAAAGUCGGAACCCUGAACUUCCUUACUCCAGAGGUUGUUCGCAAUGCCGCCCUCGAAGUCAAGGAUGGCGUCUCUAUAUCUCUCAACUGGCCCAUCAAUGCGAUGAACAAACUCAACUUCCCAGGAAGAGCAGCAUCAGAGCACAAGAUCCUCUAUAUCCCCGAGAGUAUGGCAGCGCUGCCCUUUGACCAGGGCAAGUCAUGGGACGAUGAAAUCUCUUUCAACACCCAAUGCAGCAGCCAAUGGGACAGCUUGUGCCACUUCCAGCACCAAGACUCCGGCCUAGCAUACAACGGCGCGAAUCCCGACAGAGAAGCCUUGUCAGUGGACUCCACCGAUUCCAACACCAUGCCUACGCUGGAUCACUGGCACUCACGCGGCUGCUUGGCUGGUCGCGGUGUGUUACUCGACUACGCCGCAUACGCUGAAGAGAAAGGCCUGGACUUUCACCCAUUCGACGGCAACCGCAUCACAGUGGAGGAUCUUGAAGCCUGCGCAGCGCAUCAAGAUGUCGAGUUCCGCCCCGGUGAUAUCCUACUUGUGAGAACCGGUGCUACAGAAGUCGUCGACAAGAUGGACCCCAUCGGGCUGGGCAAGAUGGCAGCGGCGAAGUUGACAGGUCUACAUGGUUGCGAGGAAACAGCUCGAUGGCUAUGGAACAAGCGCUUUGCUGCUGCUGCAUCAGACUCGAGCAGUUUCGAAGCGUUUCCUCCUUUGAAGCCCGAUGGAUCAGUCGGUGGUAUGAAGGAUCUCGCCCUCCAUACAUACUGCUUGAGCUUUUUUGGAAUGUCGAUUGGUGAAUUGUGGGAUUUGAGUAAGCUGGCUAUUCUUAUUGUGAUAUGGAUGAACGGAGAACAAUACGCCGUUGAUAGUUCUGAACAGCAAACCAGUACAAAUUCAGAAUAUUUGAGCGAUCCCAUUAGUAUUAGCUACCCCAAUACCGGCCUUCAAUUCAACAAUGCCUCAUCACUUCUGCUUCUUGGUAUCCCUACUCAGCUAGGAACAAACAUCUUGAUAUUCGCUUUCUGCGAUCUUAACGACGAUGUGCUUGACACCGGAUUGCUGUUCAAUAUCAAGGGCUGCGUCGACUGCGACACGAACAUUAACAUCGACUGUGUUACAAGCACAGUCACUGCGGGAGCAGCAGAGGAAAUUGGUGCUCCAGAGACAAUCAAGGUCUCUGUGCAAGCCCUGGGUACUGUCUUGGUCACUGUUCAAGCGGUAGAUACCACAACUACUGAAGGUUCCAUUACGACUAUGACUGAAGCGCCACCAACAACCACCGAGGCUACUAUCAUCAUCACCACUGCAGAGCCAACUACUUCUGGCAUUGUGGAGACAUACUCUGUUUCUUCAGAUAUCGUUACUGAGGAUACGACUGCCCAAACUACUACAGCUGAAGUUAAGCAGACGGCCGCUGCUGAUACCAUCGAAGCCACAACUUCUUCUGCUGCCGCCACUGAGGAUCCAGCUCAGACUACCAACACUGAAGCUGAGCCUGUCACAACUUCCGAGGCUGCAAACAGUGGCAGUGCUACUCUCGAUAUCAACACUAAUGAUGUCUUAGAGUCCAUCGCCGCUACCUCUGCAGGCGCUGUUGAUACGCAGACCUCUGCCAUUGGAACAACUGACGUGGUCUCUAGUGACGAGACCGAGACAGCCACGCUGUCUACAGCAGUCGAGACAGUCAGCCAAUCUACCAACGCCGGUACUACCACAGAGUCUUUGCCUAUUCAAAAAACCGUAACGGCUACAGGUACCGAUAGUCCCUCAAGCAUUGAGACAGCUUCAUCAUCAACUUCGCAAGCUACGUCCGAAUAUUCUACCGAUACUUCGACAGGAUCCGUGAGCCAGCUUUCUUCAGCUGUGACAGUUUCGAACUCACAAACCAUCAUCGCCCCAACACCAUCAACAUCCGAUAUCCACGCCUCAACGGCAAAGUCCAGUCUCGCCAGCGCGCAAACUGAUAUAUCUGCAUCCCCAACUUCUAUUAUUGAGACAAUCGGCGACCACAUCGCCACUCCUUCUCCCACCGCUGGCAAUGAUUAUACCAAGGGUUAUAACGUCACCAAGACUGAGUCAGCUACUACCGUUACUACUGUUGUAUACACUACUGUCAACCCCCACAAACCGGAUUGCCUUGCCACCACCGAGAUUGCUAUUAAUGUGGGAUAUACGCCCUGCAAUUGCGCCCACCAGACCCUGCCACCGGUUGAUAUGACUACUGUGGUUGUGCCCUGCCAGUCCUGCGAUCCCUAUGGUGAGAACAGUAUCUCUCUCACUGUUCCGGCUGCCGCUUGUGAGACCGGAGCGAAGUCGACCGGAAAGUCUCAUGGCCAGCCCGAGGGUGAUUCCCAAGGACACUCCGGCGAUAAGUCCUAUCCUAUGCCCGGACCAAAUGAACAGGCGGGGCCUCAACCAAUACGCAAGCAACACAUCCACACCGUAUCUGAGGGUGGUUACGGUGAGAUAGAGAGCCACUCAGCUUACCAGAAGAACGGUCAAACAUCUGCUCUUCCCCACAAGGACUUCCCAACUUCCAACGACAAGCACUCCAUCUACCCAACUGCGGUACAUGGCAAUAACACAGCUGUUCAUACCGAAACUCCUCAACAACCCGCUCAGCAUGGUCUCAAUGGCCAAGGUCAAGGCGGUUUCUCAAAGACUUACAUAACACAAAUACUCACCGUCGCAGUAAAGACACAGGGUAGCAACUCUACAAUUCUGCACACUGGAGUCCCUUCAUAUGGGCCACACUCGCCAAUCGCUGCUACAGGAGCCAUCAAGUUCAGCCCUGGAUUAUGGUAUCUAGCCAGUGUUGUUUGUGGCGCGUUUUUGCUGCUGGCAGCCUGA
This is a messenger RNA of Fusarium sp. VM40, 2961 nucleotides long. Lineage: Eukaryota; Fungi; Ascomycota; Sordariomycetes; Hypocreales; Nectriaceae. The record is from the annotation of a GenBank genome assembly.